Messenger RNA from Siniperca chuatsi (mandarin fish), 4609 nucleotides. It is a transcript of the gene adm2a, whose product is annotated as adrenomedullin 2a. Bases 518 to 1033 code for a protein of 171 amino acids. The record is from RefSeq and is a predicted model, not a curated record. Lineage: Eukaryota; Metazoa; Chordata; Actinopteri; Centrarchiformes; Sinipercidae. Gene Ontology annotation, cellular component: extracellular region. Gene Ontology annotation, biological process: adenylate cyclase-activating G protein-coupled receptor signaling pathway; regulation of systemic arterial blood pressure; positive regulation of heart rate. The transcript is spliced from 3 exons. Gene Ontology annotation, molecular function: hormone activity.
GAUUUUAUGGUAUUUUAGAAAACAUGUUGUAUCACUACAGUAUAUUAUAAUAUUCCUAAUGGGACCUAAUGCUGUGUUGCUUAAUAGUGAUUUGACAGUUUUCGGGCAUGGGAGAUAAUAACAUUACAGCACCUUUGCCUUUGCCACACCGGCACUUGAGUCAGUGAACUCCGCCCCCUCAGUAUUUAAAUCCACAAUAUCACCAGGCGCUCAGCUUCACACUGGAGAACUUCAUCUUGACCAACACGUUUGGAUCCAUGGGGGAAAAAAGCUUCAGAUUCUGGGCUAUAGGCUGAAUACCAAGAAGGUUUCAUCUACAAUCUCCACUGCCAAGCUUGGAUAUCUGAAGCCAACAUCCAUCUUUGGGGAUCAUUGUUCUGUUUUUCCAUAUUAUUUUUUUUUUUCUAUUUUUUUUUUAUUUAUUUUUUUUUCCCACUCUUGGGAUUUAAACUUCGCCCAGUCCGUGUGGUCGCGCCCUCCUUCCCAGGGAGGGUGUAAAGUGAAAGUUGGCCCGGAGAUGCGGUCCCUUCUCCCGCUUACUGUGUAUUGCAUCAGCCUGGUUUCCCUCCAGCAGCUGCUGGCUCUGCCGGCUGAGGAGCUUCCCAACAAGAACAGGUUGGACCUUCUCAACAAGCUUAUCCACCAGAGAGAGGAUAAAGCCUCAGCAUCAGGAAGCCAGACUCACAUUGUCGUCCCCUCUUCGGCCCCCAGCCAAGCUCUAAAAUGGCUGCCUGGUUUCCUGAGACACCAACCAGCUUCAGGAGUGAGAAGAGCCUCGCCAAGCCUGGCGUGGGCACAACCCACUGAUUCUUCACAGGCCGAGCGGAGGGUGCUGAGAGCUCGACGCCAUGCCCACUCAGGAUCGCGAGGUGGUCACCACUACCCCCAGCAUGCCCAGCUGAUGAGAGUGGGUUGCGUCCUGGGAACCUGCCAAGUCCAGAAUCUCAGCCACAGGCUCUAUCAGCUGAUUGGUCAGAGCGGCAGAGAAGACUCAUCCCCCAUCAACCCCAGGAGCCCCCAUAGUUAUGGAUGAGUUAGUUGACACCCCCAAACACCCACAGCAAGUCUAUCUAUAUCUCCAUUUAUUUAUCUCUUAAUAUAUUACUGGUAGUCUUUGCAUUAGAGUUUGAUGUAGUCCAUAACUUUUGUUUUUCUAUCUCAAAAUGACAAUUAUACUCCUCAUAAAUGACUGUUGUGCCUCUCUAUUUUUUGUGCUGACUGAAUUCAAGAUCAUGACUGACUGAAUCGUCUUUGAAACCCCCAAUCUGAGUUAUCUCCCACCAUCCUUUUGGCUUUUGAAGGGCGUUCAAGUUUUGUCAAAUAAUUUUUUGGUUCUCCCUCCUGAAUGCUCAGAAGAAGCCAACGGGCCUCAGUUUGACGUCUUAAUCCUGUUAAUGUAAGAAUGAAGGCUUGUCCUCAACACCAUCCGGUGGCCUGGUCCUGUCUGCCAACUGACCUCCCCACCGGUGGUUAUCUCGCGGCUCGUUGAUCAAACACUUAAGCCCCUAAUGUGGAUUUCAACGUGCACUCAGAGCCGGAGCCUUGUCAAAACCAAUGUCGUCACAAAGACCUUGUAAAUGACCCAAUGAACCCUUUUACCUCUGUUUUUGUGCCCCCCUUUUUGUCAACUUUGGAACUCCCAGGUCCCAGGUUUCACAACUGCAUAAACAAUUUUAAUGUGAACACUGACAUCCCUGGAGUAUUCCAUGAGCUUUCAGUUGAACUGGGAAUUCGUCACUCAGCAGGACUUUGUGUUUCAGGACCACAGUUUACAUUUGAAACCAGCCACGGCACUUAGGUUACACCCGAGUUUAAGAGCAUUCCGAGUCAGGACUUAACCACAUUAACUCCAUGCUGAAAAUGAAAAAGAAGAGGGUCAGUACUCAGUGCCUUGGAAGGAAUCUACACAGAAACUGACUUCCCGAAGGAUCAGUUUCAAUGUUGCAUUACAGUGGCCUGUACACAGUAGGUGGCAAAGUGAACCUUGGAGCCAUGGAUCAGGGCUCUGUCGCACCACUGCUGGCAUUUUCCCUGCUGGAGGCCAAGUCUGAAAUAUUAGCCCUUUCACGUGAUUCAUAAGUUCCCCUUGCAAGUCAGGACUUUGAGUUGACAGCAUUUUAAUAAACCUGACCUAAUCACUUCAGUCAUAUGUGCCGCCACAGCAGGGAAGGGGAGGGGAGGCCCUGAGCCUCCCAUGGUCUGCACACUCAACACUAAAUAUAAAGAGUGUGAAGUUUGCAGAUAUUAAAGGAUCUGUUCACCACAAAUACAAAAAACCCAAACAAUUUCCCCUUCUUUUCUCAGUGUAUUUUGGGGAUUUUCCAGUGUAACAUGGAUUCUUAUUCUGGAAAGAAAUAUGGCAAAAUUCCAUUCACCUCCAUUGUAUUGGGGUGGAGGUAGAAAUCUCAUAUACAGAUAUCUCAAAACAUGGGCAAAUAAAACCAAAAGUAACUUUGCUAAGUGAGAAUUUUUUCUUUCUUUCCUUUUUUUUUUGUAGUUUGGUUAAACCCAACCCAAUUCUGUGCCAAAAAGAAAAAAAUCUGCUUACAUUUUACAAAAUAAUUACACUGGGCAAGCAAAGUGGACAGAGAGUUUUGGAAAUUAUGAAAUAAGUGUCUUCUCGGAGUGUUCUUACAAAUUAAAAUAUUUUUCACCCCCCCUCCCCCCAUACUUCGCCCAAUUGGAGGCCAUAAAAGCUCUAAAAGUUGGCAAAUCCAACAAUAAGUCUUCUAAUAAAACACAUUUGCCAUGAGAUAUGGUGGAUAACAGUAAUGUUGAAGAAGAAUGAAUAAAUAAAGGUCAACUGUUCCUUACAUACACUGUCUUAUAUACACAAUUCUGUCGGCAGCAACGGGCAACUUGUUCAUAUGUAGUAUUUUGAAUGGGUUUAAAGUCGUCCUGAGACGACAUCUAAAAGCUCUACUGUUACUUUGCGGGUUUUUAAUGAGAGACCACAGCAACCAAAAUGUUAGGUGUGAGAGUGCCCAAUUUCAGAUAUGUACACAAAAUAGUGUAGCACCAUCAAAAAUACAUGCCCUGAUGUUUCCUUUUCGCUAUGUAAGUCUGUCUCUGAAAUGGUGGGCGGAUGAUGGACUGAGAAUAACUGAGGUCAAGCUCUACUCUUCAAGCAUGCAAAAAUCUGACAGGCCUUAAACUUUCCAAAAUGCAACCAUACCUAUAAAACCCACAUUUUUGGCAAGAAACAUAAUUAUAUUACAUAUUAUUUGCAUACUUCUAAACUUCUAUUCCAAGACUUUACUAUAUGGUAGCCUGACCUUAACUUGCAGAGAGUGGUGGAGUGUUUCAUAGUAGGAAUACAUGCCGAACUGUCAGCCCACUUUCUGAUUUAUGUGCACAGUCAUUUAGCUUAUUAAUUGUUCAAUCACAGGAGUAUUUUAGCCUUUGUUAUUUUUUCAUAUAAUUUCACAAACAUGAAAGUUUGGUAUUCCUAAGAGCAUUAGUUUAAACUCACCAAAUACCUGGUAAUACUUGACAAAGCAAAUUACUUUACAGAUAUGUGAUCUACAUCAUACAAUAAUGUAUUCUUUUAUAUCUUAAUAUGUGUCUUCUGAUUUUACUUUGUGUCUUCAGCCUAAUUUUAUUUCAUCAACACUGUCAUAGUUAGUCUCUCAUCCCCAUCUCUUUUUCUCUUUUGUCUGUAAUUAUGGGGGCCUGGAGGUCACAGGGUAAUAAUCAGUGGUUCCUUAGUCUUAAAUCUAAUCUGUUCAAAGGCUUGCUGAGGUGAAACAUGCCAUUCUCUCUGCUGUAAUGGAGCUAAUCAAUGUCUCGUGACGGAUCAUUAAAAGGAUUAUGAAACGCUCUAAAACCCUGGUGGAUCUCUCUACUUUUUAAAGUGUACUAUUUCACACACAUGAUGUAUGUGUGUGCGUAUGUGUUUGAGGACACUUAUCUCCUGUGCUCUGGAGCAUUGUGCUCCCAUCCUGUUUUCCCGCAGUAUGUUUUUGUGACAUCAGACGUUGCGUCAUGUCGAGUUGUGUGAGCAAACUGCCCGACCAUUAGAAACAUCGAGAGCUUUCAUGGCUCUCUAUUGCAAAGAGGAAUGAGUACAGAGUUAGUGUGUACAACAAUUUCUGUUAGUUUUGUAAGAUCCAGUAGAUCCAGGUAGAUCUGUUUGUAGGUUUGUUUUUGCUGAAAGUCACAUGAUCUCCUUUAGGGUCACAUGAAAGCACUUUAAUCCAAACACGUUUGUCGAUGAAUAUGACAUUCCCAUCCCCAUGUGAAUUUCACUCAUUGUAAUGAACUUGAAAGUGAAAGUUGGACGGGGUUCCUCUUGUAAAUGUUGCAUUUGAGAUUGUCUGCGAAUGGGUUUGAAGAUGUCAGUGCACUCCAUGUGGCGUCAGGAUGACUGGGAACGUCGUGUGCACCUGUGAAUAUAUAUAUAUAUAUUUAGCCAAACUAUUUAAAGAAAGUGAUGUAUUUAAGUUAUCUUUGUAUGUUCAUAUCUGUGUGUCACCAAAGACUAUUUAUCUCAUCUUUUCCACUGCUCCUUCAGCAUGACCUUAUGGUAGGAAAAGAAAGCCUUAACUGUAGUUAAAGUGUUACUGUUUGUCAAUGUCCUUCACUCUGUAAAAUAAAGAACUAUACUGUA